This is a messenger RNA of Salmo salar (Atlantic salmon), 1415 nucleotides long. Lineage: Eukaryota; Metazoa; Chordata; Actinopteri; Salmoniformes; Salmonidae. The record is from RefSeq and is a predicted model, not a curated record.
UGUGCAUACCUGUGCCAAUGUGCGCUGGAUUGUAUACAUGCUAGGGCAGAGAAGCAGAGGGCCCAUCCCAUCGGGUCCCAUAGAUGCGGAUAAUAAGCUCCCUCUCCCCCGGAGAACCCCAUUGUUCUCUGGGGCCUCUUUAAUAUGUAACCCGCUCCAUUGACAGGCCUAUGAGCGGGAGUUCACACGGAAGGGCGGCCUGAAAUAUUAAAGGGCCUGAUGACCUGCUGCAGGCUCGCAUUGUUUGCCCUUCAUUAGAGAGGAGAGCAGUUUCUGUGGAAGAGCAGAGCAGAGCAGCGGGGGAGAUAAAGGGAGGACGUACCCUCUAGUGAGCUGUGCUAGGGAUCCACAGGGACUAGGUAAUAAGUUUCUCUCGCUACUAUCUGAUCCUAUAAUGUACAUCAGUAGUGUAGCAUUAGUUUGUCAUAAUGAAAACUGGUAAAGGAAAACUACAGUGGAUUAGUCCUGGGAAGGAGGUUGCUUUGAAAACAGAAGCCAUGGCAGGACUCCAGAGAACUACCAAGGACCUUCAGGGGGUUUGGAGGACAAACUAGAAGGAUGGACGAGGAGGAAGCCCCAGUUCCUAAUGCCCCAGACUUUCUUGCCUCAGAGGACCCAGCGGAGUCCCCUGACCUAGAGGCCCCAGAAGAUCCCCCAGUAGAGAGUGGUGUGGAGGGAGGGGGAGUUCAGCCAUCCAGAGACAGCCGUAAACUGGACUGUAUCAUCUGCUACUGUGCCUUCAACCUGACUGAGAGGCUGCCACGGAAACUCUACUGCAGCCACACCUUCUGCCAGGCCUGCCUGAGACGCCUCGACACCAUCCUCAAUGAACAGAUGUGGAUCCCCUGUCCACAGUGUCGGCAGAACACCCCCCUCCCACGCGGGGGUGCUACAGCCCUGGACCUGGACCUAGUAGCCUUCUUGGGGGUCAAGGCCGAGAUGGAAAACCAGAGGUCCUGCUCACGGCAGGGAGGAAGAGAGCUAGGCACCCAGCUGGAGCACAAGCCCUCUUUUGGGAAGCAGUCCAUCAUAGAGCAGCCUCAGGCCACCUGGAACCAUGGAGGAUUGGCUGAGCCUCGCUUCCAUAGGAGCCCCUGCUGCAGGCGCUUCUUCUGCUGCUGGUGGUGCUGCUAGGCUGCUCAGGCAUGUAUGAAUGACAGGAGUUGGUUAAAGCAUCUGGCCAAGAGUUCCCAUUACAAUACCUCCUGCAGCUGAUUAUAGGGAUGCCUGGGCUUCCAAGGCUACAAAGUGGAAAAUACCUAGGGCCUGUCUGCCCGACCUAACCAAGACAACAGGCCUUAGUUGUGUGGGAGACAACAUUGAGUCUGUCGUUUUACAAAGAUAGUUUUUUUUUUUUUUUACAUUGUUGUCCGUUUACGAUUUGAAGACUCCUAGAAAAAUGUUUCAGCACUCAA